UGUCAGGACUGGGCUCUUCAGCCCUAGUUUACAUUCCAGGGCCUGGGUUUUUCCCAUAUUCAAACAAACACACGGGGCACUCUUUAAAAGAAGAAAUGAACUGCAGGAGCAUGUACAGCUUCCUGUCGUGUUCUUGUGAAAGCAGCUUGGCAUUUUCUCUGAGGUUCUUCUUGUAAGCAGAAGCCCUCCAAGAAGGGAAGCGACAUUGCUGGCUGCUCCCAUUCACUGCAGGACAUGUAUUCAUAAGCAAAGCUGGAAAGGCCCCAAAAGAUAUACUGGAUUAUUACAUCCACCAUGAUCCUGAAAAGAGCAACCUGGGUUUCCAUCAUCUUCUGCCUUGGGGCCUCACAGCACUUGAAAGGACAUAGCUGGGACCAGGCAACAGCUGGCCCCAUUUUCCAAAAUGAGCCAUUUGUUGUGGUAUGGAACUUGCCUACAGCAAGAUGUGAAGAAUGUUUUGGGAUUGUUCUACCUCUUGGAGAUUAUGGUAUUGUUGAGAAUAAAGGCAAUGAAUUCCGUGGUCAAAAUAUGACUAUAUUUUACAAAAACAAGUUUGGACUCUAUCCCUACAUCACAUCUGAGGGUGAAUGGCAUAAUGGUGGAAUACCUCAGAAAGCAGACUUGAAGGAACACCUAGAGAGGGCUUCAAAAGAAAUUGCAGAACUUUUGCACCCUAAUUUCCAAGGCCUGGCUGUGGUUGACUGGGAGGAGUGGCGGCCUCUCUGGAGACAGAACUGGGGGCCCAAGACUGUGUACAAGGAGGCCUCUGAACAAUGGGUGCAGCAAAGAUUCCCAGAUCUGCCUGCUAAGAAACUAUCUUACUUGGCAGAGAAAGAGUUUGAACAGGCUGCUAAAGUGUUCAUGGAUAGAACGCUAACUAUGGGGAAGGAGCUGAGGCCACAGGGGCUCUGGGGCUUCUACCGAUUCCCUGAGUGCUUCAAUCACAAUUGGGAGAAAGAAAAGGACUACUCUGGCCAUUGUCACCCCAAGGCGGUUCAGCAGAACAAUCGACUCCACUGGCUCUGGGAAGUUUCCUCAGCCCUCUUUCCCAGCAUCUAUCUCCCCCCAAAGCUCCCAUUAUCUAAACACCAGCGCUAUGUUCACUACCGCCUAAGAGAGGCUUUCCGAGUGGCACAGUCUGGCUCAAAGCCACCCAUACCUGUGAUCGCAUAUUCCAGAGUCUCCUACAGACACUCCCCAAGGUACCUUGCCAAGACUGACCUGGUAUACACCAUUGGAGAGAGUGCAGCACUUGGAACUGCUGGGGUUGCACUUUGGGGUGACCUCUCCUAUUCCCAUUCACCUGAGAGCUGCAAGAGCCUUCGCCAUUACAUUGUGACCACACUAGGGCCAUAUGUAGUCAAUGUGACCAUAGCUGCUCGGACAUGCAGCCACCAGUUGUGCCAUGGGAAUGGACGUUGUGUGAGGCAGAACCCUGAUGACCUGGGAGCUUUCCUUCACCUCAGUCCACAUCAUUGGGAAGGGGAACCCACUGUGACAGACUUUCUGGAUCAAGAAGUUUCAGCAUGGGAGCAUUUCCAGUGUCACUGCUAUCCUGAAUGGACUGGUACCUGGUGUGAGAGGCCACAGUGGAUAGAUGCCAUCAAUGGAGUGGAGUUCAACCUAGCCUCACAAUAUCAUGAUAUCUGUGAUACAGCUCAUGACAACCGUGUUGAUGUGAAGUCAGAUGUCUGUCCUCCCUCCAUUUAUAAUGAAAAGGCAGAGUUCAGAUAACUAUCUAUGCAAGUCUAGCUGU
This is a messenger RNA of Heteronotia binoei (common prickly gecko), 1756 nucleotides long. RefSeq names its product hyaluronidase 3 (gene HYAL3). Gene Ontology annotation, biological process: carbohydrate metabolic process; hyaluronan catabolic process. Bases 295 to 1734 code for a protein of 479 amino acids. Gene Ontology annotation, molecular function: hyalurononglucosaminidase activity. The transcript is spliced from 4 exons. The record is from RefSeq and is a predicted model, not a curated record. Gene Ontology annotation, cellular component: acrosomal vesicle. Lineage: Eukaryota; Metazoa; Chordata; Lepidosauria; Squamata; Gekkonidae.